AUGGGCUCUUUCGGUGAGGUCACGGAGUUCGGUCAUGGCUUCAAGGCCCAGUUCUUGCUUGAUCCCAAAUACGUCAACUUGAAUCAUGGUUCAUUCGGUACCUACUCAAUACCGGUCCGCAAUGCUCGGCGAGGUUAUCAGAAGUUGUCCGAGGCAGCCCCGGAUAAAUUCCUGCGGUACCAAUAUAUUGAUCUCCUGGACAAGUCGCGGGAGCGCAUAGCAAAACUCCUCAAUGUCCCCACCGACGAGUGUGUUUUUGUACAGAAUGCUACGUCUGGUGUCAAUACGGUCCUGCGCAAUCUACAGUAUAAGGAAAGGGACUGCAUUAUCUAUUUCGAUACUAUCUAUGGAGCCAUUGAGAAGACGCUGGCUUCUAUUAUCGAGACAAAUCCACAACUCCAACUUCGCAAGGUUGGACAUGGACAAGACUUUGCCUACUCUCUUCCUUGCACGCAUUCCGAGAUCCUCAAUGCGCUGUCACAGACGAUCUCACGAGUCCUGUAUGAUGGGCUGAACCCCAAGGUCUGUAUUUUUGAGACGAUAGUGUCUUUGCCGGGGGUGCGGUUCCCGUUCGAAAGGAUCACCAGAAUGUGCAAAGAAUACGGUAUUCUUAGUUUGAUUGAUGCGGCCCACGGGGUCGGUCAGAUACCCCUGAAUCUAUCCCAGCUCGACGCUGAUUUCUUUGUCAGCAACUGCCACAAGUGGCUCUAUACCCCACGAGGCUGUGCUGUUUUUCACGUGCCUAAGCGUAAUCAACACCUCAUUCGAACGACUUUUCCAACCUCACAUGGCUUCGUGCCGCUGGCAACGUCGCCGAUUCGGAACCCUCUUCCGCCGAGCGACAAGUCAGACUUCGUCAACUUGUUUCAAUUUGUCGCUACUGCGGACAAUACCCCUUACUAUUGUGUCCCGGCGGCCCUCAACUUCCGGCAAAAUUUAUGCGGGGGUGAGGAAGCCAUCUACAACUACAUCAGGGAUAUCGCACAAAGAGGGGCUGACCUCCUUGCUAUGCUACUCGGAACUGAAGUCAUGGACGAUUUGGACGCGGGAUACGGAUUGCGAACAAUGGGAAGCUACGAAGCCAGUGAUAAACGUGACGGAGGGCGUAUAGGUUGGGCUGGCGGUCUCAGGGACUGCGCCAUGGCCAACGUGCUCUUGCCAAUCACCAUCAUUGGCGCCUAUUCUCGGGGAAGCAUUAGCAUGGGGCCUGGUGGAGCCGGAAGUGCAGGUGGGCUCUCUCCCGCGUUGCGUCAGUCGUCGUACGGGUUCCCCAGUGCAACUGGUGUUUCGCAGCUUCGAUCGUCUUCGGCCAGCUCAGCAGGACACCUGGGCGAGCCCAGACGUUCCAACUCCCCUCUCAAUUCUCCGAGCCUGCAUUCGGCAGGUCCCAUCAUCAUCCAGGAAGCAGAUGUAGCCACCCACAUCGCCUGGAUGGAAAAGACCUUGGUGGACGAGUACAACACGUUCGUCGCCAUCUACGAGUACGACGGGAAACUGUGGACCCGGAUCUGCGGCCAAAUCUACCUGGAGCUCAAGGACUUUGAGUGGCUAGGAGGUGUGCUUAAGACGCUAUGCGAACGAAUUCGAAACGGAGAGUCUUUGCGGGGAAGAGCGAGGACACCAGGGAUUGAAAAGGCGGAGCUCGAGGCUUUGAGCUUGAAGUCGCCAUUUCCAUCCAGACAAAACACCGGUGAGGUGCUCAAGAGGUUCGAUGUGACCCAGGGCGGCUGGGUUGGAGCAUGA
This is a messenger RNA of Cladophialophora psammophila CBS 110553, 1743 nucleotides long. RefSeq lists its product as uncharacterized. Lineage: Eukaryota; Fungi; Ascomycota; Eurotiomycetes; Chaetothyriales; Herpotrichiellaceae. The record is from RefSeq and is a predicted model, not a curated record. Bases 1 to 1743 code for a protein of 580 amino acids. The transcript has 4 exons.